AUGGCAUCGAUGAAGUUUGAUCUACUGCUGCUGGAUUACAAGAUGAGAUUUGCACUGUGGCAAGUCAAGAUGCGGGCGAUUCUGGCACAAUCUUCGGAUCUUGAUGAGGCGCUGGACGGUUUUGGAGGAAAAGGGCAGAAGUCAUGGACCGCUGAAGAGAAGCGGAAGGAUCGUAAGGCUCUGUCUCUGAUUCAACUUCAUCUACAUAAUGAUAUUUUGCAAGAAGUGCUGCAGGAGAAAAUUGCCGCAGAACUUUGGCUCAAGCUGGAAUCGAUCUGCAUGUCCAAGGAUCUAACCAAUACCAUACUAUUAAGCCAUGAUGAACUAACCCUUGCGGAAGUAUAUGAGGCCCUCCAGACGAGGGAGAAGAUGAAAGGUAUGGUUCAGUCUGAUGUGUUGUCCUCUAAGGGCAAAGUGUUGCAGGUUAGAGGCAGGCCCGAGCAGAAAACCUACAAUAACAACAAUAAUCGAGACAAGAGCAAGAACGGUAAAGGACGUUCGAAGUCCAGAGGCAGGGAUAAGUUCUGUAGGUAUUGUAAGAAAGAUACUCAUGUCAUUGAGGAUUGUUGGAAGCUGCAGAAUAAGGAGAAAAGAAACGGAGAUGUUCUGGUUGUUUUUGUUGGUUGUGUUGCUGGUCGUGAUAAAUGGAUACUUGAUUCUACAUGCUCGUUUCAUAUAUGCUCUAACAGAGAUUGGUUCAGUUCUUAUAAGUCUAUGCAGAGUGGAGAUGUCAUGCGUAUGGAAGAUAACAACCCACGUGAGAUCGUGGGCAUUGGCUCCGUUCAGAUCAAGAUGCAUGAUGGCAUGAUAUGCACACUGAAAGAUGUGAGACACAUACCAGGGAUGACCAGAAAUCUCAUCUCCCUCAGCACACUUGAUGCCGAGGGGUACAGACACUCCAGUUCAAGUGGAGUGUGUAAGGUAUCAAAAGGCUCUCUCAUUCAUAUGAUAGGUGAUAUGAAUUCUGCAAAGUUAUAUGUUCUUAGAGGAAGUACUUUACAUGGUUCUGUCACUGUUGCUACUGUUUCUAAUGAUGAACCAAGUAAAACUAAUCUCUGGCAUAUGCGUCUUGGGCAUAUGAGUGAACUUGGUAUGGCAGAAUUGAUCAAGAGAGACCUACUCGAUGGCUGCACUGUGGGUAAGAUAAAGUUCUGUGAGCACUGUGUUUUUGGUAAGCACAAGAGGGUAAAAUUCAAUGCAUCUGUUCAUACCACCAAAGGUACACUUGAUUAUGUACAUGCUAAUUUGUGGGGGCCGUCUCGUAAGCCCUCUUAUGGUGGUGCUCGUUACAUGAUUACCAUUAUUGAUGAUUACUCUAGAAAAGUGUGGCCUUACUUUCUGAAAAAUAAAGAUGAUACUUUUGCUGCUUUUAAAGAGUGGAAAGUUAUGAUAGAAAGGCAAACUGAAAAGAAGCUAGAACCUAGAGCCAUUAAGCGUCUGUUUCUUGGUUAUGGUUCUGGAGUUAAAGGAUAUAAGUUAUGGAAUCCUAAAACUAAAAAGACUUUCAUGAGCAGGAACGUUGUUUUCAAUGAAUCUGUUGUGUUUAAUGACAGUUUGUCCACAGAUGUUUCACCAUUUGGUUCUAAUGAGGAGCAGGAACAUGUUAGCAUGCAGGUGGAGCACGUAGAUGAUCAGGAAACUGAAAUUGUUGAUAACAAUGUUCAUGAUAUUGUUCAGCACUCACCUCCUAUUUUGCAGCCUCAAAAUCAAUUUAUUGUAGAUCGUAGAACAAAGAGGAGUUGUGGACCUCGUCCACGUUUAAUUGAGGAAUGUGAUAUUAUGCAUUAUGCCUUUAGUUGUGCUGAACAGGUUGAGAACAUUCAUGAGCUGGCUACAUACACUAAAGCUGUUGUUUUUGCUGACCGCGAGAAGUGGAUUUCCGCUAUGCAAGAAGAGAUGCAAUCACUUGAGAAAAAUGGCACAUGGGAUGUUGUGCGCUUGCCUAAACACAAGAAGUGUGUUAGUACUCCUAUUGCUCCUCAUUUCAAAUUAUCAGCUUUACAAUGUGCUAGUACGGAUGAGGAUUUUGAGUACAUGUCAAGAGUUCCAUAUUCUAGUGCUGUUGGUUCUUUGAUGUAUGCCAUGGUUUGCUCUCGUCCUGAUUUAUCAUAUGCUAUGAGUUUGAUUAGUAGAUACAUGGCUGAUCCUGGUAAAGAACAUUGGAAGGUUGUUCAGUGGAUUUUCAGGUACCUUCGUGGCACAACAAAUGCUUGUUUGAAGUUUGACAGGACUGGUAAGAGACUCACUGGCUACGUGGAUUCAGAUUUUGUUGCUGAUUUGGAUAAGAGGAGAUCUCUCACAGGUUAUGUGUUCACUAUUGGUGGUUGUGCUUCAAAGUGA
Messenger RNA from Miscanthus lutarioriparius, 2340 nucleotides. Lineage: Eukaryota; Viridiplantae; Streptophyta; Magnoliopsida; Poales; Poaceae. The record is from the annotation of a GenBank genome assembly.